Ectocarpus siliculosus is the source of this 1344-nucleotide messenger RNA. NCBI's taxonomy places the organism in Eukaryota, Phaeophyceae, Ectocarpales, Ectocarpaceae. The record is from the annotation of a GenBank genome assembly.
AUGAUGAUAUCUGCACUCAACCUCAACCGGUCGAAGCGAGGGGUUAGGUCUUCAGUCGUCGAGCUGCCUGCUGCGGCGUCUGAUGCUUCCAGCCCCCAGGGCACACCUCAGGCGCAGAUUCAGUCCGGCGGUUCGUCCUCUGGUGACGGAUCUGCCCAUCACACCGGAGCUGCCUCCAGCGGUCCUUCGCGGGUUCCGUGGAGGCGGCCGCGUUCGCUACUGAGGCUCCCCGGGUCCGCCGCCUCGAGGCGCCAACGGACCACUGUCGAAGUCCUGCCUGAUCCACCGAGGGGCCGACGCACAACUUCGCCGUCGCCCCAACCCGGCAGCAGACCGGCGCCCUCCGUACUUCCCACCACCCGGCAGUACGGGCGCCCUUCGGCGCAAGCCGUUCCGCGCGUUCCCUCGCGGAGUCCGCUUCUGCUCACUGCCGGAGAUGACAGCAGCGGUUCCGAUAGGCCCGCGGCGCAGGCGACAGGGGACAGGCGACCCUCUCGGGUGGUGCCGAGUGUCAUCGACCUCGCCGGGGGCAACGCUGUUCGGGCAGGUGCUUCACGUUCGCCUUCUCCUGAGUCUACCAACGCGGUGGUACGACAUGUGGACGAAGGUAUGAGGGACAUAGAACGCAGGAGGCUAGCACGUGAGGCGACCCGGCGGGCCAGGGAGGCGGAGAGGCGCUUGCGGGACGCACAAGCCGGUUACGACUCCGAGUUCGAUAUGGACACGCCGACGCCGACGUUGAGCCAGGAGCAGAUUCUGCGGCUGCAGUCGUUGUCGCCCGUCGUGACCGACCUCACAGGAAGCCUCACCCAGUGGGAGUUCGACAUGUACACCACUACCGUCCUCCCGAGCUCGGAGGAGGACGACACGGCCGCCUUACAGUACAUGCUAGACCUCGAGAGGGAGGAGGAGGACAAGAAGAAGAAGAAGGAAGAAGGGGAGGAGGAGAAGGAGGAACAAGAGGAGGAGGAGGAGAAGGAGGAGGAGGAGGAGGAGGAGGAGGCUAAAGAGGAGGAGGAGGAGGAGGAGGAUGCUAAAGAGGAGGAGGAGGAGGAGGAGGAGGAGGAGGCUAAAGACGAGGAGGGUGGAGGGGGCGGUGAGGACGACGCCGGAUUUAAAGACGGGAGGGUCAAGCAGAAAAAGAAGGGAAAGGGGAAGCGUAAGCGUAAAACUUCUUUCAAGCGCAAGAAGUAUGACGACUGCGCCAUUUGCCUCGACUCCAUUACGCCUUUUGAGGGCCGGACAACUCUUCCCUGCGGGCAUGUCUUCCACUGGGUUUGCGCGCACACGUUGCUUCUUAACUACAGUUCACAGUGCCCCUCUUGCCGCAAAGAAGUCGCGUGA